GGUGGUUUUAAAUAAGAAGGAGGUAUCGUUGCGUCGUAAGAAAAUUCAAAUUCCAGAAGAGGAAGAAGAAGAUGAUAAUUACAUGGACAUUGAUCCGUUAGCAAUCGAAGAACCUAUUAUUCCAUUACCUGAUGAUGAUAUUGACCCUGAUUACGAACCUGGACAUACAGACAAUGAAAGGUCAGAUAGCGACAGUGAUGGAACAUGUAAUUCAAUAGUAAUUGAAAACCAUAUAUCAAUGGAUGAAUGUUAUGAAUCCAUUGCCGAAGACAGUGAUUUUGAGCCUCGUAAGACAAGAAGCAAGAAAGCUCGUGCUAUGUCAACACGAAGAACAAAACGUGUACAUAAUGAUUCAGAUUAUGAAGAAACUGUUCUGAAAUCAUCUCGGAAGUCUAGGCGCAAAAGGAGACGUGUUGAUUAUAAGGAUUAUUAUGAUAGUUCCUCUGACGAACCUUCAACACCAUCGGAUGACAUAUACGAAGAUGAGUCUGCAGACAUCUCUGGCGCUGACCCGACUUCACCGGGUGCGUUUAGGGAUUCUGAUGGCCAAGAUGACGUCGACGCUGCAAUUUUGGAAGCAGUCGGUGAU
Molecule: messenger RNA, 589 nt
Organism: Racocetra persica
Lineage: Eukaryota; Fungi; Glomeromycota; Glomeromycetes; Diversisporales; Gigasporaceae
Source: the annotation of a GenBank genome assembly